Molecule: messenger RNA, 1863 nt
Organism: Pichia kudriavzevii
Lineage: Eukaryota; Fungi; Ascomycota; Pichiomycetes; Pichiales; Pichiaceae
Exons: 1
Coding region: 1-1863 (620 amino acids)
Source: RefSeq, a predicted model, not a curated record
AUGUUUGCGUCUCCCUUUACAGGGCGAUCCAAGGAUUCUGGGUCAUCCAAGAAAAAGCCGGUCGGUGCCGCAGAGACCCAUCAUGAGCAUGUGAAGAAGAACCUUGCUAGAAGUACUCUCAAAGGUACGCCUUCUAACAGCAAAGACCAUGAUACUGGAAACCAAACGGAUUUCAAUGAGCUGAGGACGGGAAAUAUCAAGCUCAAGAGUGGGACUACUCAGAUUAUGGAGAAGGUCUCGAUGGGGAUAACUAACGACAGUGAUGUUGAUGGCAAAAGUGUCAACGGCGGUCCAAAGAUUGAAAGGGAUUCGAUAUUAUCUCCUCAUUCUUCCGUAUUUGAUGCACUACGCAACCCGGAUUUGAACAGAGGAGUUGAUAUACCUUCCAUAGAUGACCCAACCUCUAAGGUCAAUUUGGGCAAAGUCCAUCAAACGCAAUUUCAAUUUCAAUUCUCCCAGUCAAACAACCUCGGGGAAAGCAGGUCAGGCAGUCACAAUAUGGAUUUCUCAAUAACCUCAUGGCAAAACGUUAAUGCUGACUUUAGUUGCUCCAAUAUAAUAGAUCCAGAAUCAAGGACAAACUCACAAGGAUUCACACAUUAUUCCCAGUUCAAUUUCCCCAGUGAUAACGACAGCAAUAUAAUAUCGGGGAAUAACAGCCCCUAUUUGAAACAUGCUUCCCUUUUCAACAACAUUUCAUCAACCACAAACGUCUCUGGGUCACCAAAUGCGGCUUCUAUUUUGUCUAGCUCUUCUGGCCAUGAGGAUGAAAAAUUGGUGAAUGACGAAACAGUGGUACAAGAUGACAAUGCCAGUCGACAUUUGCAGUCAGAUCCAAAACUAAAUAAUACGUUACCCCUUGACACUUUAACUUUAUUAGGUAAUGAACAUGAAAAAAGUGAUGUAGUUGAUGAAACCAAAAAAAUGACGGAUUCUUCGACUGUUAUUUCCUCAUUUGUCAUGCCCAAAGUUUCAAUAAUGUCCAAUUCGGGCUCAUUUAGAGAUCAAUCGAAUUCAUUUCUAUCAGUUAGGCUAUUUGGUGAUAAGGAUGAUAUACUAUUGAGUAGGUUUAAACGCUACAAGAAAAUAUUUAAUAAUAUCAAAUUCUUAUCAAAUAACCACGAAUCGGCAGAUUUAUUGAUUCUAAUAGUUAACAAGGAUAACUAUAUGCUUCCAAAAAUGACUAAAACUCCUUGUAUACCCAUUGUCCUAUCUAAGGAAAGCUUUAAAAUUUCUUAUAAAAUACCAAAAUUCUUAAAGCUUUGUAACCCUAUACCAUUGAAAAGUUUGAACGAUGACUUAAUUGCAUUAAUCAACUUUUUGGAUAACAUCAACGAUUUGAAUACAUGGAAUAUGUUUCUACAAAAUCUGGACUCUUUGGAAAAUGAGGGUAGUAAUAGCUUAACAAUACAUGAUAUAUGCUCCAGUUUAAUUGAAUUGAAUACUGACUUAUCAUCUAGUAGUAAUAAUACACACAGUUCCUUAUACCUAUCAAAGUUGAGGAAAAAACCGUCAAAGGACGAUCUUGGCUGUACCAAAGAUAGGAAGGCUGACUUACCCUUUUUCAACACUUACGUUAUUGCAGGCCUAACUGUCAGUGUCGUAUCGGUAGGAUUUAUACUCAUUUGGAAAAGACUAACCCUAAACUCUUCAACUACAGCACGUCCAAUCACAGAAGACGUAAGUAUAAGCUCAGCAUAUGGGCCUAACGAAGGUUAUAAAGACACUUUUGAGAAACUAAUUUUGGACAAAAUUCAUUCAUUUUUUGCGGUCUUUGAACCAUAUAGUAAUUUUGUUGUUUCAGGAAUGAAGUUUCUUUGUAAAAAAGUUAAAGUUGUCUUCUUACAAUGGUUUAACUUUUAA